AAAACAAAAAAAUCUAGACACUCAGUUGAUUGAUUUGAUAUACAGGGACCUUAUACGAUCAAGGGAAUUUGUCUCGACAAAUCCGAUGACCAUCUCCAGAGAUACACAAAUGAACAAUUUGAGAACUUACAGAGCUUAAGGUUCCUUAAAUUAAGGCGGGCGGCUCUAAGUGGAGACUUUAACAGAUUGUUUUCUGAAUUAAGAUGGCUUCAGUGGUUUGGCAUUGAACCCAAUCUGUCUUUUUCGACAAAGAAUUUGCAUCUACCGAAAUUAGUGGUGAUGCAGUUGUCAAACAACGAGAUCACAGAACUUUGGGGAGGAUGGAGUUCAAUCAUGUUGGCAAAGCGGCUGAAAGUUCUUGACCUUACAUGUUGCAAAUAUUUAAGCCGUACUCCUAAUCUCUCGGCUUUCACAAAGUUGGAGAUACUCAUCUUGAAACAUUGUGAUAAACUAGAGCAAGUCGACCCUUCUAUUGGUGAAGUCAAGAGCCUCAUUUUCUUGGACUUGAGUGACUGUGGCAGUCUCAAGGAGCUACCAGGAGAAGUGGGCGAAUUAGUAAAACUAAAAGAACUUAUUUUAGAUUCUACCGGUAUUAUUGAGAUUCCUACAUCGAUUGGUUCUUUGAGGAAGUUGGAGAAACUGAGUGCUAGGGGUUGUCGGUCAUUGAUAGAAGUCCCAAGUGAAAUCGGUGACUUAUCUUCGCUCAAGAUUCUUGAAAUCAGUAGCGCACCGUUAUCUGACCUACCGGGAAGCAUCUCGCGUCUUUCUUCUCUCCAACACCUUAAGCUACAGGACUGUCACAAGCUCCAGUGGUUGCCAGAGCUUCCUUCAGGCUUAACAUAUCUUAUGGUCUCUCAUCAUUGUCCCAGGUUGCCGCAAGAUUUUUGCCUAAUCCCCCAAGAAGAACUUGGUCUUGAGGGAUGUGAUCUACUUGAAUAUAUCCCGGAGCUUCCCUCAUUGUCCUUGAAACUUUGUGUUGUCUCCUGUCAUAAGCUGAUAUUGCCAAUGCUCAACAUAUUCGAGCACUUGGAAGAGUUGUCAAUAGAAAGCUGCAGUUCCAUUGAAAGAUUGGACCUUUCACAAUUAAAUCGUCUGAAACGAUUACGUGCUAAGUAUUGCUAUAAUCUAGUUGAAAUUCAGGGUCAUGAUCAUUUGGAGUUCUUGGAGGAGAUUGUUAUAUAUCAUUGCAGGUCCAUUAAUAGACUGAUCCUUCCAGAAUUACAGUGUUUGAAGCAAUUAAAGGCCAACUCUUGCAACAAUCUAAUCGAAAUUCAAGGUCUUGAAAGGGCGAAGUUCUUAGAGGCAUUGCAUAUCUCUGAUUGUAGGUCCAUUGUAAAAUUACCUGAACUAUCAUGCUUUGCAACCCUGAAAGAGUUGAACAUCAAUGACUGUGGCAAUCUACUUGGUGUUGAGACCCUGGAGAGAUUCUUGUCUUGUCGAAGCAUGUACAUAACGGGGUGCAAAUCCCUAGAAAAACUACCAAACCUGUCGAAAUUUAAAAAUUUGGAAAAAUUCACAAUGAGGUAUUCUCUUGGUGUUACAGAAAUUCCUGGGAUUGAGGAAUCAAGAUCUCUAACAUACAUAGAUAUCACAGGAUGCGACUCAAUGGAGACUUUGCCAGAUUUGUCGGGAUGUCACAAGUUACUAUAUCUAGUGGUAAGAGACUGCAAGAAACUUACUCAGAUUCGGGGACUUGAAAAGUUGGAUUUAAUUUAUUUGGAUAUUUCUGGGUGUGACUCAUUGGAGAUACCGCAAUUACCUGGAACAAGCGUCUUUAGACAAUGUGAAGGAUGUCAAUAUGAACUUUUCUAUGAAAAGAUAAUUCUCUGUGAAAUGAUUAUGUUGCGGUAAUGAUGACGUGAUAAUUCUUAUACCCAUAUUGAGACAGUGAGACAAGUCAUGUUUCCUUAA
Molecule: messenger RNA, 1911 nt
Organism: Syzygium oleosum
Lineage: Eukaryota; Viridiplantae; Streptophyta; Magnoliopsida; Myrtales; Myrtaceae
Product: disease resistance protein RUN1-like
Exons: 2
Coding region: 280-1851 (523 amino acids)
Source: RefSeq, a predicted model, not a curated record